Messenger RNA from Alternaria atra, 783 nucleotides. RefSeq lists its product as uncharacterized. The record is from RefSeq and is a predicted model, not a curated record. Bases 1 to 783 code for a protein of 260 amino acids. NCBI's taxonomy places the organism in Eukaryota, Fungi, Ascomycota, Dothideomycetes, Pleosporales, Pleosporaceae. The transcript is spliced from 3 exons.
AUGUUUGGGAUACGAGUCGUUCCCGCUCUUGCUCUUCUAGCCUUGGCCAACAUCGCGGCUACCAGUGGACCGACAAGUAUCUUUAUCGACCAAAUCGAAGAAUACGCUCUCCUGGCAACAUGUGCGGAGCUCGAGCUAUCGACUAUUGUGCGUAAUAUGAAGUAUGGAUGUGGAGAUGGCGGCAACGGCGCGUUUACGUCGUUUACUUGUUUCUGCUAUGAGAGCUCUGCCAAGUUUUCCAGCAUGAUCGGUGCUCAUGUCGCCACCGAGUGUCCCGACGAUCCUUCGCAAAACACGACUGCAUUGGAAGUGUUCAGUAGUUAUUGCGAUAUUGGAGCGUCGAAACUAGCUGAGAUUGCUGCUGCUACAACAUCCGUACCAUCAAUAACAUCAUUACUAUCGUCUACAUCUGCUUCUCCAGCAUCCACACCACGGUCAGCAUCAUCGACAACUACCUCAACAACACCAAUCCCAUCGCCCCAACUGACUGAAUUGUCUGAGCCUGCUUCUGCUCCCAAAAACACCUCUCGUACGGUCGCGAUCGCCGCAGGCAUUACGGUUCCAAUCGUCGUUCUAGCUUCAGCUCUCGCGGCCUUCUUCCUGUUUCGCCGUCAUAGGAUCAAGAAGAAGCACAGUGAACCGAAUGUUUACGAGGUAGACGCUUCCACCGUGGACGCAUCGAAGGGAGGCACAUGCCAUGAAGUCAGCGACAAAGGGCAAAUUGCCGCAGAGAUGCCGAAUCCGGAUCCCCAAGAGCUGGAUGCUGAGAGUGGAAGGAGGUAA